AUGGGUUUCCCAGGUUUUCCUGGUAUAACUGGAGUUCAAGGAGAUAAGGGUGAUCGAGGUAGAGAUGGCUUCCAAGGUCUUCAAGGGGAAAAGGGUGAUCAAGGAUUCACUGGACAAAAGGGAGAAAUGGGUAGAAUGGGCGCCAUGGGUGAAAGAGGUGAAAGAGGUCCAAUUGGUCCAACUGGUAUUCCUGGACUUACAAUAAAGGGUGAAAAAGGUUACCUGGAAAUAAUGGAAAACACGGCAGACCUGGCAUGCGCGGUGCUACGGGAGAAAAGGGAGAGCAAGGAUUGCCAGGACUUCCGGGUCCAAUUGGGCGCCCCGGUAUGCCAGGAACACCUGGACCCAGAGGUGAACCCGGUGAACCAGGAAAUGAAGGAGUCGCAGGACCCCCCGGUUUUGACGGUCCUCAAGGGUUACAAGGUCGUCCCUGGUGAAUAUGGCGAAAAGGGUAACAAGGGUGACAAAGGUGCUGUUGGUUUUGGUUUACCUGGCCCGAAAGGAGACACUGGACUGCCAGGAUUACCGGGAUUAAAUGGUGAAAAAGGUGAUAAAGGAGAUCGGGGUCUGGAAGGAUUAGUUGGAGAGAUGGGGUGA
Danaus chrysippus (African queen) is the source of this 597-nucleotide messenger RNA. NCBI's taxonomy places the organism in Eukaryota, Metazoa, Arthropoda, Insecta, Lepidoptera, Nymphalidae. The record is from the annotation of a GenBank genome assembly.